Molecule: messenger RNA, 936 nt
Organism: Opisthocomus hoazin
Lineage: Eukaryota; Metazoa; Chordata; Aves; Opisthocomiformes; Opisthocomidae
Product: olfactory receptor 14A16
Biological process (GO): G protein-coupled receptor signaling pathway
Cellular component (GO): membrane
Molecular function (GO): olfactory receptor activity; G protein-coupled receptor activity
Source: RefSeq, a predicted model, not a curated record
AUGUCCAACAGCAGCUCCAUCACUGAGUUUCUGCUCCUGGCAUUCACAGACACACGGGAGCUGCAGCUCUUGCACUUCUGGCUCUUCCUGGGCAUCUAUGUGGCUGCCCUCCUGGGCAAUGGCCUCACCAUCACAGCUGUAGCCUGUGACCACCGCCUAUACACCCCCAUGUACUUCUUCCUCCUCAACCUCUCCCUCCUCGACCUGGGCUCCAUCUCCACCACUGUCCCCAAAGCCAUGGCCAAUUCUUUCUGGGACACCAGGGACAUCUCCUACACAGGAUGUGCUACACAAGUCUUCUUCUUUCUUCUUUUCUUGUCAGCAGAGUUUUGUCUUCUUACUGUCAUGGCCUAUGACCGCUAUGUUGCCAUCUGCAAACCCCUGCACUAUGGGACCUUGCUGGACAGUAGAGCUUGUGUCCAGAUGGCAGCAGCUGCCUGGGGCAGUGGCUUUCUCUAUGCUGUGCUGCACACUGCCAAUACAUUUUCACUACCCCUCUGCCAAGGGAAUGCCCUGGAGCAGUUCUUCUGUGAAAUCCCCCAGAUCCUCAAGCUCUCCUGCUCAAAUGCGUACCUCAGGGAAGUCUGGCUUCUCAUGGUUAGUGGCAUUUUACUCUCUGGUUGUUUUGUUUUCAUCGUGCUGUCCUAUGUGCACAUCUUCAGGGCUGUGCUGAGGAUCCCCUCUGAGCAUGGACGGCAGAAAGCCUUUUCCACGUGCCUGCCUCACCUGGCUGUGGUGUCCCUGUUUGUCAGCACUGGCAUGUUUGCCUACCUGAAGCCCCACUCCAUCUCCUUCCAGUUGCUGGACCUGGUGGUGGCAGUUGUGUACUCAGUGGUGCCUCCAGCAGUGAACCCCCUCAUCUACAGCAUGAGGAACAAGGAACUAAAGGAUUCCUUGAGGAACCUAUUUGAAUACAUGCUACUUCAGCAUCACUAA